AUGGCUCAACUCACAGCAAGUCAAGAACGUGAAUUACGUGAUGCAUUUGAUCUUUUUGAUACUGAUCAUUCAGGUAAAAUAUCAAAAUCAGAAUUAAAACGUGUACUUCAAGCAUUAAAUAUUCAAGCUAAUGAUAAUGAAGUACAACAAUUAUUAUCUCAAAUGGAUAGAGAUCAUAGUGGUGAAAUUGAUUAUAAAGAAUUUAAAAGUGCUAUGAGUGUAUCAUUUUUUAAAAAAUAUUCAAAACAAGAAUUACAAACAGCAUUUAAAAAACUUGAUGCAGAUGGUAAUGGUUAUAUAACAGCAAAUGAACUUAAUUAUAUAUUAUCACGUAUGGGAAGAAAUUUAAGUCGAAAUGAUAUUGAUAGUAUUGUUAAAUCAAUAGAUUCAAGUGGUGAUGGAAAAAUUUCAUUUAAUGAAUUUUGUAAAUUAUUUGAUUGA
Messenger RNA from Rotaria sordida, 441 nucleotides. NCBI's taxonomy places the organism in Eukaryota, Metazoa, Rotifera, Eurotatoria, Philodinida, Philodinidae. The record is from the annotation of a GenBank genome assembly.